UUAUUUUUGCCACGAGAUGAACAUUCAUGGCAUGCUUGGUUGGUUGACUGGCUGUCUGGCUGGCUGGAUGGAUAGAUGGAUGCAUGGAUGGAUGAUGGAUAGAUGGGAGAUGGAUGGAUGGGUGGACGGCAGUAAUUAUCACUGUGGUGUUUAGCAUUUGUCAGGAACCUGACUCUCUGCACCCUACCCCACCUCACCUCACCUCCACCAACUACCCCACAGGGCGUCCUCUCUCUCCACACGGCCGCUCGUAUUAUCAGUCUGGCUCCGGUUACUGCCACAUAUAAGCUAACCAGGCCAGGUGAAGACACCGGCGCGCUCACCCACACUCAUCCACAGUCACACAUUACACUCACACUGUUGGUCACUCGUUCACAGACGGGAGCAGGAAUGGAGCAGGAGUCGGGUACCGGGCCAGAACAGGCGGAUGGGAUCAUACACAUGCUACCCUUCCAGGCGGCGCCGGGCCAGUUCGGGCCCGAGGUGCGGCAGCCUGGCCUCAGGUGUUGGCGGGUGGAGAAGAUGAAGGCCGUGGCGUUGGACCCGUCCGAGUUCGGAGCCUUCUUCAACGGAGACUCGUACCUGGUGCUGCAGCACCGCGGAGACCAGGGGGCAGACCUGCACAUGUGGAUCGGUGAGAAGUCAUCUCGUGACGAGCAGGUGGCGUGUGCCAUGUUGGCGACGCAGCUGGAUAACUUCCUGGGCGGAGACCCCGUGCAGCACCGCCACGUCCAGGGCUACGAGUCCCUCGAGUUCAUGAGCCUCUUCCCCCGCGGGGUCAGCUACAAGGAAGGAGGUGUGGAGUCUGGCUUCAGGAGGCCGCAGUCUGGCUCGGGACCCAUCCAGAGGCUCUACCAGAUCAAGGGCAAGAGGAACAUCCGGGCCAAAGAGGUGGAGCUGAGCUGGGACAGCUUCAACAAGGGGGACUGCUUCAUCCUGGACCUGGGCAAUACCAUCGUGUCGUGGAUCGGAUCUCAGGCCAACAUCUUUGAAAAGCAGAAGGUGCGGGAGAUCGCCACGCUGAUCCGGGACACAGAGCGCCACGGCAAGGCCCAGAUCACCAACAUCACGGAGGGAGAGGAGACGCAGGAGAUGCUGGAGGUGCUGGGCCCAGUGCCAGAGCUGAAAGAGAGCACGCCAGAGGAGGACAGCAAAGCAGACGCACUGCCCGCCUCCCUCUACAAGGUGUCUGAUGCGACGGGGUCGAUGAAGAUGACCAAAGUCUCGGAGAAAAGCCCAUUUGCCAAGGAGCUGCUGGUACGGGACGACUGCUUUAUUCUAGACAACGGAGCCAGCGGCAAAAUAUUUGUGUGGAAAGGAAGUGGAGCCAAUGCUGAGGAGAAGAGGGAAGCUUUGAGGAUGGCCGAUGACUUUAUCCAGCAAAUGAACUACCCAAGAAUGAAAACUCAGGUGGAGAUCCUUCCCCAGGGCAGAGAGGCCGUGAUGUUCAAGCAGUUCUUCCACAACUGGAACUAACGCCACACGAGGCUGCACCAGCAAAACCUUAAGCAUUUAUUGCACUCGCUCCAAACGUUAAAAUCAUGUCAAAGUAAUUUCUUAUCAGCAUUUCAGCUGUUGUCACUGGCACUGAGACUAAAUUGUGAGUAAAACAAAGUGUCAGCAAUGCUAUAGGCCCAAAAAUUGAUUUUGGGUUUGCAAUAGUAUGUAUAUAUUGAGAAAGAGAGAGAGCAGAGACAACAGCUAUGCGAAGAUAAUGGCAAUUGUUAGAUUGUCAAGCUGAAGCUCAGUGCAGUUGAGAUCCACAGAGCUAUGAUGCUGAUGAGUUGCCACGGUAACGACACAGCAACUGCCUGACUCUGCUAAGCUGCCACUCACCUUCACAGUUAGCAAUCAAAGAAUUGUUCUUGUUGUUGUUUAUGAUGUUCAGGUUAUUGAAAACAGCUUGCUGCAUUAAAGCCAAGAAUAUUUCACACAA
This is a messenger RNA of Engraulis encrasicolus (European anchovy), 1936 nucleotides long. It is a transcript of the gene capgb, whose product is annotated as capping protein (actin filament), gelsolin-like b. Lineage: Eukaryota; Metazoa; Chordata; Actinopteri; Clupeiformes; Engraulidae. Bases 391 to 1476 code for a protein of 361 amino acids. Gene Ontology annotation, molecular function: phosphatidylinositol-4,5-bisphosphate binding; actin filament binding. Gene Ontology annotation, biological process: cell projection assembly; actin filament severing; actin polymerization or depolymerization. Gene Ontology annotation, cellular component: cytoplasm; actin cytoskeleton. The record is from RefSeq and is a predicted model, not a curated record. The transcript has 9 exons.